Enhydra lutris kenyoni (northern sea otter) is the source of this 2282-nucleotide messenger RNA. RefSeq names its product heat shock protein family A (Hsp70) member 12A. Bases 204 to 2282 code for a protein of 692 amino acids. NCBI's taxonomy places the organism in Eukaryota, Metazoa, Chordata, Mammalia, Carnivora, Mustelidae. The transcript has 13 exons. The record is from RefSeq and is a predicted model, not a curated record.
GAGAGGGGCUGGAGGGAAGAGGGUGUUUGUCCCAGGUCCCUACCAGGUGCCCGUAGACGUCGGCAGGCUGGAGGUAGAAGGUGGAGUUGAGCAGCUCUUCCAGCCUGCGCGGGACGUCGUUCUCCCGAUAGUACUCCAUCGCCUGCUGCUUCAGCCUCUGCAGCUCCCUAGUGGUCCCAAAGCUACGGCCGCCGCCUUCUCCCAUGAUGGAGAGUGUUGGCGUGUACGGACUCUGUGGGUGUGCAGCGAAGAGCAAAGUGAAGUGUGAUUCCAGGUGGGAAAUACCAGCUUCAGAAACAGCCCCCACGUCUGCAUAUUCAUCUCCAGCCCGGAGUCUGGGGGACACAGGGAUAACGCCGCUGUCCCCUUCCCAUAUCGUGAAUGAUGCUGACCCAAAUGUCUCGGAGCAGCAGACCUUUCUGGUGGUGGUGGCCAUUGACUUCGGAACCACGUCCAGCGGCUACGCCUACAGUUUCACCAAGGAGCCAGAAUGUAUCCACGUGAUGAGGCGAUGGGAAGGGGGUGACCCCGGGGUGUCCAACCAGAAGACUCCGACCACCAUCUUGUUGACUCCCGAGAGGAAGUUCCACAGCUUCGGGUAUGCCGCCAGGGACUUCUACCACGACCUGGAUCCCAACGAGGCCAAGCAGUGGCUGUACCUGGAGAAGUUCAAGAUGAAGCUGCAUACCACUGGGGACCUCAACAUGGAUACAGACCUAACGGCAGCAAACGGCAAGAAAGUCCAAGCCCUUGAAAUCUUUGCGUACGCCCUGCAGUACUUCAGGGAGCAGGCGCUGAAGGAGCUGAGUGACCAGGCGGGGUCGGAGUUCGAGAACUCUGAUGUCAGAUGGGUCAUCACGGUGCCUGCCAUUUGGAAGCAGCCGGCCAAGCAGUUCAUGAGACAAGCUGCCUAUCAGGCAGGCCUGGCCUCCCCGGAGAACGCCGAGCAGCUCAUCAUCGCCUUGGAGCCCGAGGCGGCCUCCAUCUACUGCCGGAAGCUGCGGCUGCACCAGAUGAUCGAGCUGAGCAGCAAGGCCGCGGUCAACGGGUACAGCUCCGGCGACGCAGUGGGAGCUGGGUUUGCACAGGCUAAGGAACACAUACGGCGUAAUCGGCAGAGUCGGACCUUUUUGGUGGAGAAUGUCAUAGGAGAAAUCUGGUCGGAGCUGGAGGAAGGUGACAAGUAUGUGGUCGUGGACAGUGGCGGGGGCACCGUAGACCUGACCGUCCAUCAGAUACGGUUACCGGAGGGACACCUGAAAGAACUGUAUAAAGCAACAGGUGGACCCUAUGGAUCCUUAGGAGUAGAUUAUGAGUUUGAAAAACUUCUGUGUAAAAUAUUCGGAGAAGAUUUUAUCGAACAAUUCAAAAUCAAGCGUCCAGCGGCCUGGGUUGACCUAAUGAUUGCAUUUGAGUCUCGUAAAAGGGCAGCUGCCCCAGACCGAACUAACCCACUGAACAUCACCCUGCCCUUCUCCUUCAUCGACUACUACAAGAAGUUCCGUGGGCACAGCGUGGAGCACGCCUUGAGGAAGAGCAACGUGGAUUUUGUGAAGUGGUCCUCACAAGGGAUGCUGAGGAUGAGUCCAGAUGCCAUGAACGCGCUUUUUAAGCCCACCAUUGACAGCAUCAUUGAGCAUCUCCGGGACCUCUUUCAGAAGCCCGAGGUGUCCACGGUCAAGUUCCUCUUCCUGGUGGGAGGCUUUGCCGAGGCACCCCUCCUGCAGCAGGCGGUGCAGGCCGCCUUCGGAGACAAGUGCCGCAUCAUCAUCCCCCAGGACGUGGGCCUCACCAUCCUCAAGGGCGCCGUCCUCUUCGGCCUGGACCCCGCCGUCAUCAAGGUGCGCCGGUCGCCGCUCACCUACGGGGUGGGCGUGCUGAACCGCUACGUGGAGGGCAAGCACCCGCCUGAGAAGCUGCUGGUGAAGGACGGCACUCGCUGGUGCACCGACGUCUUCGAUAAGUUCAUCUCCGCCGACCAGUCGGUGGCCCUGGGGGAGCUGGUCAAGCGGAGCUACACCCCGGCCAAGCCCUCGCAGCUGGUCAUCAUCAUCAACAUCUACAGCUCCGAGCACGACGACGUGAGCUUCAUCACCGACCCGGGGGUGAAGAAGUGCGGCACCCUCCGCCUGGACCUCACGGGGACCAGCGGCGCCGCCGUGCCCGCCCGGAGGGAGAUCCAGACCCUCAUGCAGUUCGGGGACACAGAGAUCAAGGCCACGGCUGUGGAUAUAGCCACCUCGAAGAGCGUCAAGGUUGGGAUUGACUUCUUAAAUUACUAA